Verticillium nonalfalfae is the source of this 1335-nucleotide messenger RNA. RefSeq names its product dolichyl-P-Man:Man(5)GlcNAc(2)-PP-dolichol alpha-1,3-mannosyltransferase (gene ALG3). Gene Ontology annotation, molecular function: dol-P-Man:Man(5)GlcNAc(2)-PP-Dol alpha-1,3-mannosyltransferase activity. The transcript is spliced from 3 exons. Gene Ontology annotation, cellular component: endoplasmic reticulum. Lineage: Eukaryota; Fungi; Ascomycota; Sordariomycetes; Glomerellales; Plectosphaerellaceae. Bases 1 to 1335 code for a protein of 444 amino acids. The record is from RefSeq and is a predicted model, not a curated record.
AUGGCGGACCAGCAGCUUGCGACCAAAGCAGCGGCCCCUGCGCAGCCCAUCAACUUUCUUCUCGACAUUGUGAACGGGCGACACAAGCUUUCUCGGGCCAUCCCCAUUGCUCUCCUGAUCUUCGAUGCUCUCCUCUGCAUCCUGAUCACACUCAAGGUUCCUUACACCGAAAUUGAUUGGGUCGCGUACAUGGAACAAAUUGGACAAAUCGUUGCCGGCGAGCGCGACUACAGCAAGAUCAAAGGCGGCACCGGCCCUCUCGUCUAUCCGGCUGCGCAUGUCUACACCUACACGGGACUUUACUACCUGACCGAUGAGGGGACGGAUGUUCUUUUUGCACAAUUUUUGUUCGCCAUCUUAUAUCUGGCAACCUUGGCAGUGGUCAUGGCAUGCUACUGGCAGGCAAAGGUUCCGCCCUACAUGUUUCCGAUUCUUGUCCUGUCGAAGCGACUACACAGCAUCUUCGUCCUGCGAUGCUUCAACGACGGUGUCGCAGCCCUUUUCUUCUGGCUGGCCAUUUUCAGCAUGCAACGUCGUAACUGGGCUGCUGGCGCGCUUCUCUACAGCUGGGGCGUGGGGAUCAAAAUGUCCUUGCUCCUUAGCGUGCCCGCCGUGGCUGUGGUCCUCUUCUUCGGCCGAGGCCUGAAGGGCAGCUUACGCUUGGCGUGGCUCAUGGCACAGCUACAGGCUCUGAUCGGAUUGCCCUUCUGGGCGAGGCAUAUGCGGUCGUACUGGGGUCGCGCAUUCGAGUUGUCGCGGCAGUUCUUGUACAAGUGGACAGUCAACUGGCGGUUUGUGGGCGAGGAACUGUUUCUGAGCCAAGGCUUUUCGCUGGCGCUACUGACCGGACACGUGAGCGUCCUGUGGCUCUUCAUCACGACGCGCUGGCUCAAGCCCGCCCAGAAGCCGCUGUCGGCCAUGAUCCCAGCACUCCUCAAGGCCGACUCGCCCUUCAACCCCCUCGAGGAGAUCCAGGUUUCCGGUUUCGUGACGGCCAAGUACAUCAUGACCACGGUCCUGACGGCCAAUGUUAUCGGCCUCCUCUUCGCCCGGUCCCUCCACUACCAAUUUUAUGCCUAUCUUGCCUGGGCGACUCCAUACCUCCUCUGGCGUAGCGGUAUCCCGUUCCCCCUUGUCUACAUUCUGUGGGGUGUACAGGAGUGGGCCUGGAAUGUCUACCCCAGCACAGAUGCCAGCUCGAGCGUCGUCGUGGGUAUGCUGGCCUUCACUGUUGGCAGCGUGUGGUUCGGAACGGCGAACGACAAGCUCGAGAACGCACCCCUUCCAAAGCCUCACCUACCACCGGGCAGGAAGGCUGGGUCGAAAGAGCAGUGA